CCCCAAGCCCCAACAGCAAAUGAGUGGGCGCGCCACGGGGUCGCGUAAGAGACCACGCUGGAGAUAGCGGUUCCAUGGGGUUUGUAGGGUCGCUCAGUGGCUCGGAGCCGUCGUGACCCCUGCUGAACACGCCGCGGCAGCAGGAAUCCAGGCCCGGGCGCAGGCUGCCCCGGGAAUGCUUUCCUCCGGCAUAAACAUGGCUGCGGCCCUGCGAACCGCGGGCGCUGUGCUCCGCGAUCGAAUGGUGCCCGGCAGCUUGAGGGCCCGUCCGCCGUGGAGGUGCCAGUCGGGUGCAGCAGCCACAGCGGCAGCCGCCACACAAACAGCCAAACGUGCCAGAAGCCCGGAACCUCAAGUUCAACCAGGGAACAGGAAGCCGAAAACCGGAAUACUGAUGCUCAACAUGGGCGGCCCGGAAACCCUGGGAGACGUGCACGACUUCCUUCUGAGGCUCUUCCUGGACCGAGACCUAAUAACGCUCCCCAUCCAAAAUAAGCUGGCUCCAAUCAUCGCGAAACGCCGGACCCCCAAAAUCCAGGAGCAGUACCGCAGGAUCGGAGGCGGGUCCCCCAUCAGGAUGUGGACGUCCAAGCAGGGAGAAGGCAUGGUGAAGCUGCUGGACGAGAUGUCCCCGCACACAGCCCCGCACAAAUACUAUAUUGGAUUUCGGUACGUCCACCCUUUAACAGAAGAAGCGAUUGAAGAGAUGGAGAGAGACGGGCUGGAGAGGGCGAUCGCUUUCACGCAGUACCCGCAGUACAGCUGCUCCACCACAGGCAGCAGUUUAAAUGCCAUUUACAGAUACUACAAUGGAGUGGGAAAGAAGCCCAGGAUGAAGUGGAGCACGAUCGACAGGUGGCCCACACAUCCCCUCCUCAUUCAGUGCUUCUCGGACCACAUUCAGAAAGAGCUGGACCAUUUCCCGCCGGAGAAGAGAAGCGAGGUGGUCAUUCUUUUCUCUGCUCACUCACUGCCAAUGUCUGUGGUCAACAGAGGGGACCCCUACCCUCAGGAGGUGGGCGCCACUGUCCACAGAGUCAUGGAGAAGCUGGGGUACUCCAACCCCUACCGACUGGUGUGGCAGUCCAAGGUUGGUCCGAUGCCCUGGCUGGGCCCUCAGACAGACGAGACCAUCAAAGGGCUUUGUAAGAGGGGGCGGAAGAACAUCCUUUUGGUCCCGAUUGCAUUCACCAGCGAUCACAUUGAAACACUGUACGAACUGGAUAUCGAGUACUCUCAGGUCCUCGCCAGAGAGUGUGGAGUGGAAAACAUCAGAAGGGCAGAGUCUCUUAAUGGAAAUCCAUUGUUCUCUAAGGCCCUGGCCGACCUGGUGCACUCACACAUCCAGUCAAACGAGCUGUGCUCCAAGCAGUUGACUCUGAGCUGCCCGCUCUGUGUGAAUCCCGUCUGCAGGGAGACCAAAUCGUUCUUCGCCAGCCAGCAGCUGUGACUCCACCAGAGGACCCAGGGGGUGAGGCAGAUGCCGACCUCCAGGCUCCUCCGGGGCAGAGGAUGUGGAAGUGGAUGCAUUUAGAGGUCAAGGACGCGAGUUACCUUAGUAUACGCACAGCCUUUGGGCACACAUCAUGUGAUUUCUUAAGGAUCGGACUCUGAAAUCCUUAUUGAGAGUUUUCUAUUUUUAUAUGCCAAUAUAGUAAGCACUUAUAUUUUUUCUCUCCUUGGGUAAAAUUGCUCAUUUGGGAUGGCCAAUAGGCUAUUUUAAAAAUGAGUUUUAAAAAUUUAUCCUACGAAAUGCACACCUAUUUUAAAUAUGGAUUUUGGCUUUAUUGCCCGAAAAACCUCCUGCAAGGGGACAGAGAGCCCCCCUGUGCACUGUCAGUGUGAAGGGGAUCUGUUUACAAGUCUCUUGCAUAUAGUUGUUGGGUUUUUAAGUGAAUAUAGUUGAGUAAAUACAGUAUAACUUGCAAAGGAAAUGUUGCCCACCCUUUGGCAGGCCCAUGGGUCACAGGACGCUGGGGAGGCGGCGUGGAUGGUCCCUGUGGUGAGCCUGUGUGAACCUCACUUUCCUCACUACCAACCCAAGUCCGGGGCAGACCCCAGACAUGCUCUGGGACCCCCCAGGCACGCAAGGCAAAUAAACGUGUCAAAAUCCAGUGUUUGUCAUACGUCCCUGGGCAGGAGUCUGUGAGCCACAGGGAAGGGGGUCCCGCUGCUUCUCGCCUCCAAGGCCAGGGGUGCUGGGACUCCGAUGACCGAAGCCGUUGUUAAAGCUCCUGCCAGGCCCGGUGAACCUUUCCCUCUGGGAUCUUCUUUAUCUCGGGUGACUAUCUCCUUACAGUGUGUUUGUUUGAACAGUUGUUUUAUAAAGUCAUCUGUGCUUUGUAACCUUGAAUUGUUUCUUAAUUUAUAAAUUUUUAUUACAAGAAUUGCAUAACAUGUAAUAGGAAAUUUGAAAAAUAGAGAAAAGAAAAAUAACCACUCCGUAAUGCAACAACUAUUCAUCAUAUUGUCUUUCAUGUCAUUCUUUUCCUGUGGAUAUUUUAAAGGCCAUUGUAACCUUGAAUUUGAGUGGAGAGUUCUAAAAAUAUAGAAAUCAUGUAGGAUCAGAGUCUGACCUUCUAUACUUGGAUUUAAAUGGAUUAAAAAAAUCUUUGAUGGAUUCAUAAUGAAUUUAUAAUGAUUACUUUGUCUUUUUGCAUUGUCCUAAAACUUUGUUCUUCAAAAGAGCAUUUCUUUGAUUUUUUAAAAAUCCUGUUGAUAAAGUGGAAAUAUUAGAGAAGCCAUACAUCUUCUAUAUUCAGCAUUUACUAUAUUAAUAAAUGUUACGACAUCAGCAAGGUUUUAA
Molecule: messenger RNA, 2806 nt
Organism: Artibeus jamaicensis (Jamaican fruit-eating bat)
Lineage: Eukaryota; Metazoa; Chordata; Mammalia; Chiroptera; Phyllostomidae
Gene: FECH
Product: ferrochelatase
Exons: 11
Coding region: 176-1450 (424 amino acids)
Biological process (GO): heme biosynthetic process
Molecular function (GO): protoporphyrin ferrochelatase activity
Source: RefSeq, a predicted model, not a curated record